Molecule: messenger RNA, 1905 nt
Organism: Paramuricea clavata
Lineage: Eukaryota; Metazoa; Cnidaria; Anthozoa; Malacalcyonacea; Plexauridae
Source: the annotation of a GenBank genome assembly
AUGGAAAGCUGUUUGAAAUUGCUGCCACGUAAAAGCUACAACACGUUUGAUGUAGUAUCUGUAACUUUGUUUGUAUCCAUUGGUGGUGUUGUGAUUGGGUUCGCGAAUGAUAUUGAGUCGAAAGCGACGUUGCAAUGUUACCCAGACAAGAACCUCGCGAGCGAUAUAUCGGCAAGGAAACUCGAAACAGAGUGUCUUCUUAAAUAUGAGCAGGAAUUUUACCCUUCGUUGCCUAUUUACGUCCUGCUUUUGAUGAAUUUUGGACUUGUGCUUGUACUCAGUGUUAUCUAUGCUUUUUUGGUGAAAGAUCGUGUGGAAAUCUUCGUAAACCAUCCAAGUGCAACGACAAAUGGCGCCGAAGACGAAAGCCAGUUGGGUAUUUCACAAGCAGCAUCAGACCCUAUGGCGCAUCAAAGAUCUUGUCGUUGUUUUGUAUUCGCGGUGUACGUCUCCCACGUGAUUCUUUGUCGUAUAAUACUAUUGGUCGUAUUUGCAGCAUUGCUCUUAGAUUCGUCAAAUUUUCCAGUCCAAUUUCAGUGUCCUUGGCCAAUGAAAACCACAAGUAUGUCUCAUGGAAACUUUACGACAAGACCAAUUACAAACUUUUUAACUAUCGAUUGCAAUUAUCCCACAGGUAGCAAGAAUGAAAUAGUAGGUGUCAUCAGUAUAAUAGUCAAUUUUCUUUUUGGUACAGUGGCGUUGACCAGGCUUGCUUGUCUGAUGUGGUCAACAUGGAACGAUCGUAACCUUUGUACUGACUUUGAAUUUUGUUGUGUUUACCUUUUGGGAAAGCGUAAAACGAUCAGAAAGUUUUUGAGAGAGAUUAGGGAGAACAUAUCCAAGGACAUAUUUUAUUUGCAUGAUGAUUUUGGUGAGGAACGUUUCUCACGUCGAAAACUGGAAAAUAUGUAUAUCAAUAUCUUAAUUCAAGAGGGAAGGGAAAGUACUUGGACUUCCAGAAGAAUGUUUAAAAAUAGGCAUGAGUCAUACGAAGCGCAUUUAAAAGCACCAGUUGAUACAACUAUCCUGCAGGAAACAGCAGAUAUAUUUAAACCAACUGGUUUUCGCAAAGACCAUCCUAGAACUAUUCUUAUUGUGGGCAGGCCAGGCAUUGGCAAAACUCUCCUGACCAAAAUGUUAUUUUAUGAGUGGCAACAGCAAAAAUCUGAAUUCUGGCAUGGUAAACUAGUAAUUUUAAUUCGAUUUCGCAACUUUAACAAAGGGGAAACAAGUCUCCGAAAAAUGUUACGCUGUUCUGAUGGACACAAUAUGUCGUCAGCAUUCAAUUGUAUCUAUGAAUACAUUUGUUGGUUUCCAAGAAAUGUCAUCCUAAUUUUUGAUGGGUUGGACGAACUAAAAAUAAAUGACGAGACUUUAGCUGAAGAAAAGACUGUAAAUAGUCACGAUGAAGAUGCGCAUAUACUCCUAAUUUUUAAACAACUCGUGAAAGGCGAAUUAUUACCUGGAGUCACAGUGUUAACCACGUCUCGACCCACGGCAGAGUAUAUUUAUCGGCAAGACCUAGAAUUUGAUAGAGAAGUUGAGAUCUUAGGUUUUCACGAGGAACAAAUUAAAAGCUAUGUUGAAACAUUUUGCCGUAAUGACAAGCAGAAUUUAAGUUCAGAGAUUUGGAGCUUAAUCGAAGAAUCACCAGAGCUAUUAAGCUUAUGUUACAUACCUGUUAAUUCCUACAUAGUGUGUUUAACAUUAAAGGAAAGCAUUGAUGUUGAUGAACAAGGUGCUGAAGGUCAAAGAAAUGUCCCGAGAACAAUUACAGAGUUGUACAAAAGGGCUAUAAAGGUUUUACUGUUCAGGCACCAUUUGAAAUACAGGGGUAACCCACCCCCAAAGGGUUAUUUUACCGAAAAGCUUCCUGAACCGCUUCAAAUUGACUUGGACAAUUAA